CAGCCAAGUAGUAUUAGAGCUCUCUGAAGGCUCCAACUUUCUUCAGCUCCUCCUCGUGUUUAGGCCUCAGACAGCUGAGUCAGGAUGGAAGAAGCGGAGCUGCUAAAAGAGCGCCUUCAAGCCAUCACGGACAAAAGAAAAAUACAGGAGGACAUCGCUUCAAAGCGGCUGGAGAUUGACAGAGAGAAAUUAAAACUCCAGCACUUUAAGAAAAAGUCCAUGCGGGAUCUUUGGCUGAUGGAUGGAGCGAGUGCUGAGAGUGGUCAGGAGUCUCAGAAAGCUCAGGAAGACGCUCAACAGGCCAAACUACUGCAGCGCAACAUUCACAGGAUAGAGAAAGAAAUCGAGGCUCUGGAGAGAGAAGAGCUCAAUAUUUCCACAAACGAAGGCCUAAUUCUGAAGAGACUGAAAGCCAUUGAGAAAUCUACAGAGGACAUAAUUAAGGCAGCAAAUGAAAACUUCAAAUCAGAACCCAUCCACAGUUACUCAGGACUUCAAGACACAAAGACAUCACACACACCUCUAAACCGGAGGAAACUGUCCACUCCAAGUGACCAAGACUCCAAAAAUGACCAAAACAAACCAGCCUUAUUCGCCAUGGAAAUCAACGUCCAGAAGGACCUACGUACAGGCGAAAGCCGCGUCAUCUCCACCUCCACCGUAUCCACCCAAGAGCUCCAGAACAGGGGCAUCAAGGUGUACGACGACGGGCGCAAAUCUGUUUAUGCCCUCCGCUCGGAUGCCAUCCAGCCUGGAGCCAACGGAGUGGACGAGCUCAGUCCUACGGAAGUGGAGGAACUCCUCCGUCAGGCCACGGAAAAGAAGAAGCGACUCCAGGAGAGCAAGGAUCCUCCAUUCAGCAUGAACUACAACCGCUCACCCUCACCUCUGGGCAAGCCCCACCAAGACCAGUACGCUAAUGGCUACCUCCCCGAGCCGCUCAGUGCGGAUGGGCUGACGUGGCCUGAGCUGAUAUACUGCGACGGUGAAGUGCAUUACCCUGGGCAGGACCACCACCCACCCGCACACAUGUUCCACCACUACGCUGACGGGGAACCGGGGUAUUACACCAGCAAUGGGAACAGUUACGGAGAUGAGGAAUGUUUUACAGUGCACGGAGAAAUGAGGCAACACAGUCACGGCCCGUUCUACAACCCCCAAGACCCCCACAGAGGAACUCAUCACAUGGAUCAGGAUCAGAACCUCAGGCCGACCUCAGCCUACAGCACCGACUCCAGAAUCAGCGUGCUGAACGCCCUGCCUUCAGACGAGCCCGUCACCAUGAUCUUCAUGGGCUAUCAGACUGCGGAUGGAGAAGGUACCGACAGCUACGAGGGCUCCGUCCGGGCCGAGCUCGUCGUCAUCGGGGAUGAAGAGGAAGGCCACAGUGCCCGUCCCCACCAGAGCCACCAGAACUGCAACGCCAACAACGCAUCCCAGCACCAGCUCCAAGCCACAGGGGGCGCCAAAGCUACACAGAAGGGGAGCGGAAAAAAACGAGGCCAGAGAGUCUAGGCCCUGCUGGAGUUCAUUCCAGAGUGACCGGAGUGACCAGAGUGACCAGAAAGGCCACAGAAAAGGUCAUGGAAGAAAAUUACUGACCACAAGCUCAUGAAGAACCACCAGCUGCAGCGUUCUAAAAGUGUCCGGCGGAAAUCAAUAAAGCAAGAAAGAAUGAAUAGAAGAGUGCAUUUUAUUACAGAGAUAUGAUGAUGAUGGUGAUGAUACUACUGUUUAUGGUAUGAUAUAUGUUCCCAGCAUUGAACUGUUCAGCUGUGAAGAACAGCAAAAAUGAACAAGCAUAACCACCUUAAAGUCGGUACCACUUUAAAAUAAGACUAUAGGGACAUUCCAGGAUUUUGGUCCAUUUCAGGGGUGGUCACUUCUGAAAAUUUGAUCUUCAAUUUGAUCAUUUUUAGUCAUAUAUUUAUUAAAUACCGGUAAUAGACUUUUUAAUAUCAAAAAGUUUGAUUCGUCAAGCUCAGGAAUCAAAGCAGUUUUUUAUAUUAGAUUAUGCAAUAUAUUUGGUAACUUACAGUAACAGGGUUGCGAGUAACAGGGUUGCAAAUAUAGGUUAUAUAAGUUGUGGUUUACCCCAGGAACAGAUGCUAACUGUAAAAUUUAGCUAUGUAUACAAGAUCAAGGACAAACAUGGUUAUAUUAUAAGUAUAUAAAGUAAAUUUUGACUCUACUCAAUAUUAGUCAAUAUUACAAUAUGAGUAACAGGGUUGCGUUCACUGAGUGACACACACAAUUUGGACAAAAACAUAUUUGGAAUAAAAACUUUGAAAAAAUUGUUAGAGCACUUACUCUUGGUCUCGCCAUGUGGGCAGAAAAUGUCCUUGUGAUGUCACUUCCUUUGUGCCAGUAGUGCCCAAAAUAUUUGUAACUCUUUCUCUGCAGGUAAAAUUCCUCAUGGUAACAGGGUUGAGCGCAUGUUGUGGGACACAACUUAAUAGCAUAAAAACUGUAACAUGCAAAACAAUGUAGACCAAAGAAGUUGUUUUCAUAAGUAAAGGAGAUGCAGAUCAACAAUAUACAAGAGGAAGUCAUUUAAUUAGAGCUUAUUUUAAUUGUUAAAUUUGCCAAAGGAGUUGGUCACCCAAUGUGUGGGACAAGAGAAAACGGCCAUUUUUUGAGGUGGUCCAAAGGUAUUCGAUCUUUUGAAUAAUAUCUAAGGAGCUUAUUUUUCCACCAUAUUUUACAGUUUGUCUUAUAACAAGUACAUUGUUCACAAAAAAAAUAGUCAUUUAGAUAUUUUGGAUAUGUACAUUUGAAAUGUUAGUGGUGGGACAGGAAAUGUACCAAAAUCCUGGAAUAUCGCACUACCUUUAUUAAGGGUUUAUAAAUGGUUCACAAUUAGUUUAUUAAUGGUUACUAAUUAGGUUGUAAAUGCUUUAAAAACAUUAAUAAUUAGUUAUAUCACAUACGUAGAAAGGGCAACAAUGACCUGCUGUUUGCCAAAUAGUGAACCUAAUUAGUAACCAUUAAUAAACUAAUUGUAAACCAUUUAUAAACCCUUUAUAAAGGUAGUCUUAUUUUAAAGUGGUGCCUAAAAGUCUAUUUCUAACCAUAAAAAAUAUAUCUUUCUCCAUGAACAUUCUCUUUAGCUCAAUUAAAAUAAUUAAAAUAAAGUUAAUGUGUAGUUUUAUGACAUAAACUGUGUUUAAAACCGUUUCCAUACUAUUAUUUUCGUCCACACAGACAAAUCCAACACAUAACACACUUAAUCCCCACAUAUAACAUAUACAAAUAUAAUUGCGUCCAUAUACACUACAUGGACAAAAGUGUUGGGACACCUGUUCAUUCAUAUUUUUUUCCAAAAUUAAAGCUAUUAUUAAAAAGAUUUUUGCUAAUAUUUCAUAACCACCUAAAAGUCAAUUUCUUACCCAAAAAAUCGAUUUUUCUCCAUAAACAUUCUCUUUAGCUCAAUUAAAAUAAUUAAAAUAAAGUUAAUGUGUAGUUUUAUGACAUAAACUGUGUUUAAGACCGUUUCCAUACUAUUGUGUUUGUCCGCACAGACAAAUCCAACACAUAACACACUUAAUCACCACAUAUAACAUAUACAAAUAUAAUUUCAUCCAUAUACACUAAAUGGACAAAAGUGUUGGGACACCUGUUCAUUCAUAUAUUUUUUUUUCCAAAACCAGAGGUAUUAUUAAAAAUAUUUUUGCUAGUAUUUCCCAUACCCUUGAACUGGGAAGCGUGAAGCUAAAGCCCCCCCACGAGAAGAGAUACAGAAAGAGAAGGAAAGAGAAAGAAAUAAAAAAGAGGGAAGACGGUGAGAAGACACACAGGUAGAGAGGAAGUGAGGGUUUAUAUAGGGCGAGUGGGAGGAGUAAAGAAUGGUGGGUCAAUCUUCCAAAAUUAAGUUAUAUUCAUAACUCCACUUAUCCUGCUUAAGUUAGAGUAACAGUCUUUCCACUAGAUCGUAGAGUAAAAAGAUUGCUGUGGGGAUUUGAUUGCCUUUAGCGACAAGUUUCAGAGUUUGUAAGAGGACAGGAUGUUGGGUGUCAGAUGUCCCUGACUCAUCCCAUCCAAAAGUAUUGGACAGAGCUCCAUUAUCAUUCCACAAAACAACAGUUAUUCCACUGCUGCACAGUUCAAUACUAAAAGCUUUAUACCCCUUAUAUAGACCACAUCUGGUCAUCUGUUUCGGCAGUACUGGUUCAUCAUAAAUCAUAAACCAAAACUAACCAGUCUGAAUUUGAUCAUUUAUCAAAAAUUAUCAGCAGAACAAGUGGCACGCUCCAAAAAUGAUCAAAUUACCAAAAACAAUUUUGCUUUUAUGUUAAAAUGGGUCCACUUAAACCCCAAACUUAACAGGAGGGUUAAAUACUGUCAGUGGUUUGACUUACUGAAGCACAAAAUUGGUUUGGUAACCUCAUUGAGCUUUGAACUUCAUAGCCAGGUGUAUCCAAUCACGAGAAAAGGUAUUUAAGGUGGCCAAAAGUUGUUCUCCUAUUUGAAUCUCCUCUGAAGAGUGGCAUCAUGGGCUCAUCAAAACAACUCUCAAAUGAUCUUAAAACAAAGAUUGUUGAACAUAGUUGUUCAGGGGAAGGAUACAAAAAGUUGUCUCAGAGAUUUAACCUGUCAGUUUCCACUGUGAGGAACAUAGUAAGGAAAUGGAAGACCACAGGGACAGUUCUUGUUAAGCCCAGAAGUGGCAGGUCAAGAAAAAUAUCAGAAAGGCAGAGAAGAAGAAUGGUGAGAACAGUCAAGGACAAUCCACAGACCACCUCCAAAGAGCUGCAGCAUCAUCUUGCUGCAGAUGGUGUCACAAAAUCGGUCGCAUCGGUCAACAAAAUGAUAAGGGUGCCCAUACUUUUGCACCGGUCAAAUUUUGGUUUAAUGCAUAUUGCACAUUUUCUGUUAGUACAAUAAACCUCAUUUCAAUCCUGAAA
Molecule: messenger RNA, 4904 nt
Organism: Astyanax mexicanus (Mexican tetra)
Lineage: Eukaryota; Metazoa; Chordata; Actinopteri; Characiformes; Acestrorhamphidae
Gene: palmda
Product: palmdelphin a
Exons: 10
Coding region: 85-1515 (476 amino acids)
Biological process (GO): regulation of cell shape
Cellular component (GO): cytoplasm; membrane
Source: RefSeq, a predicted model, not a curated record